Pongo pygmaeus (Bornean orangutan) is the source of this 611-nucleotide messenger RNA. Its product is annotated as RNA-binding motif protein, X chromosome-like. The record is from RefSeq and is a predicted model, not a curated record. Gene Ontology annotation, molecular function: RNA binding. NCBI's taxonomy places the organism in Eukaryota, Metazoa, Chordata, Mammalia, Primates, Hominidae. Bases 6 to 422 code for a protein of 138 amino acids. The transcript has a single exon.
AAAAAAUGGUUGAAGCAGAUAGCCCAGGAAAGCUCUUCAUUCGUGGGCUUAAUACGGAAACAAAUGAGAAAGCUCUUGAAGCAGUAUUUGGCAAAUAUGGACGAAUAGUGGAAGUAUACUUGAUGAAAGACUGUGAAACCAACAAAUCAAGAGGAUUUGCUUUUAUCACCUUUGAAAUCCCAGCAGACGCUAAGGAUGCAGCCAGAGACAUGAAUGGAAAGUCAUUAGAUGGAAAAGCCAUCAAGGUGGAACAAGCCACCAAACCAUCAUUUGAAAGUGGUAGACGUGGACCGCCUCCACCUCCAAGAAGUAGAGGCCCUCCAAGAGUUCUUAGAGGUGGAAGAGGAGGAAGUGGAGGAACCAGGGGACCUCCCUCACGGGGAGGACAGAUGGAUGACUGGUGGAUAUUCCAUAAAUUUUAACAUGAGUUCUUCCAGGGGACCACUCCCAGUAAAAAGAGGACCACCACCAAGAAGUGGGGGUCUUCCUCCUAAGAGAUCUGCACCUUCAGGACCAGUUCGCAGUAGCAGUGGAAUGGGAGGAAGAGCUCCUGUAUCACGUGGAAGAGAUAGUUACUGAGGUCCACCUCGAAGGGAACCGCUGCCCUCUUG